CGAAAUCCUGAUCCUCGUGUUGAGUGGAUACCUUCAGCUCACAAAACUAACUUGCUUGGCUCACAAAACCAUCACACAACAGACAAUCGAUUCUUUCAUCUCAACAACUACAAGCAUGACAUCUAUUCACCGUGGAACCAACACAGCCAAUGGUUCGAACAACAUGAAGUUCUCCUCUGAAACUUCACCUUCCUUUGCUUCUGGUGGACUUGUUCAGCAACGCAAGGACAAGUUGGAGGAAGUGUGCGCUGCUCAACGUGGCCUCAAGAUUGUCAAGAAGAGCAAGUGGCAUGUCAGUGGAUCUGGUUAUGGCUCUGGCAUGUAUAAGAAGAAGACGGUGGUCCGCUUUGAAGAUUGCAAUGGUAACAAGGUAUCCAUUGUCAAGAAUAUUGCCAAGAACUAUGGCAAGAAAGAAUAGCCAUGUGUUCGAAGCACUGGGGUUGGAGUUGAUUGAUUGAUUCACUCCAGGAGCGUUCACAGUCCGUAAAAGUCACAGGAGAUGUUCUCUAGCUAGACUACCAAUCUCGUAGACUCUAAAAUAAUAUUGAUUGUCUCAACCU
This is a messenger RNA of Seminavis robusta, 560 nucleotides long. The record is from the annotation of a GenBank genome assembly. Lineage: Eukaryota; Bacillariophyta; Bacillariophyceae; Naviculales; Naviculaceae.